Molecule: messenger RNA, 1989 nt
Organism: Brassica napus (rape)
Lineage: Eukaryota; Viridiplantae; Streptophyta; Magnoliopsida; Brassicales; Brassicaceae
Product: sugar transport protein 4-like
Exons: 4
Coding region: 196-1740 (514 amino acids)
Biological process (GO): monosaccharide transmembrane transport
Cellular component (GO): membrane
Molecular function (GO): monosaccharide transmembrane transporter activity
Source: RefSeq, a predicted model, not a curated record
AAGAUCCAGAGGAAUAGGCCAGUGGAAGACCAACAACAGCUGUUCUUCUUUUCCCCGACCACAAAGUCACUCGACAGUUGAUUCAAAUCCUAUAAAUUCCAACUGCUCUUCUUCAUUUUCAAUAUCAAACGUUUCUUGCCUUAUUCGAACAAUAUCUGUUCUGCUCAACACUGACUCUUCCACGACGUCGGAGAAAUGGCUGGAGGGUUUGUCAGUCAAACGCCGGGAGUUCGAAACUAUAAUUACAAAUUGACACCUAAAGUGUUCAUAACAUGUUUCAUCGGUGCUUUUGGUGGUCUCAUCUUCGGAUACGAUCUCGGGAUCUCAGGAGGGGUAACCUCAAUGGAGCCGUUCUUGAAAGAGUUUUUCCCUCACGUGUACAAAAAGAUGAAGAGCGCACAUGAGAAUGAGUACUGUCGUUUCGAUAGUGAGCUUCUCACUCUCUUCACUUCGUCUCUCUAUUUAGCGGCUCUGGUCUCUUCCUUAUUCGCCUCCACGAUAACCCGAAUUUUUGGAAGGAAGUGGUCUAUGUUUCUUGGUGGUUUCACCUUCUUUGUCGGCUCUGCUUUCAACGGCUUUGCCCAAAACAUAGCCAUGCUUCUCAUCGGUCGUAUUCUACUCGGUUUCGGUGUCGGAUUUGCCAAUCAAUCUGUUCCGGUUUAUCUGUCGGAAAUGGCACCUCCGAAUCUUAGAGGAGCCUUCAACAACGGGUUUCAAGUAGCAAUCAUAUUUGGUAUUGUUGUUGCAACGAUCAUCAAUUACUUCACUGCACAGAUGAAAGGGAACAUUGGGUGGAGAAUCUCCCUAGGGUUAGCUUGUGUCCCUGCAAUGAUGAUCAUGUUCGGAGCUCUGAUCCUUCCCGACACUCCAAACUCCCUCAUCGAACGUGGCUUCGCUGAAGAGGCCAAGGAAAUGCUUCGAUCUCUCCGAGGAACCGAUGAAGUCGAAGAAGAGUUUCAAGACCUCAUUGAUGCAAGCGAGGAGUCUAAGCAAGUGAAACAUCCAUGGAAGAACAUCUUGCUUCCACGUUACAGACCACAGUUGAUCAUGACUUGCGCCAUUCCUUUCUUCCAACAGCUUACCGGAAUCAAUGUCAUUACAUUUUACGCUCCCGUUCUGUUCCAAACCCUAGGGUUCGGUAGUAAAGCCUCGCUCUUAUCAGCUAUGGUAACGGGUAUCAUCGAGCUCCUGUGUACCUUCGUCGCUGUUUUCACAGUUGAUAGGUUUGGAAGAAGAGUCUUGUUCCUCCAGGGAGGUAUCCAGAUGCUUAUCUCUCAGAUCGCUAUUGGAAUCAUGAUUGGAGUCAAAUUUGGAACAGUUGGAACAGGGAACAUAGGGAAAACAGAUGCUAAUGUUAUCGUGGCACUGAUCUGCAUCUAUGUAGCGGGUUUCGCCUGGUCAUGGGGACCGUUGGGAUGGCUGGUCCCUAGUGAGAUAUCUCCACUAGAGAUCCGAUCAGCAGCACAAGCCAUAAACGUAGCGGUCAACAUGUUCUUCACAUUCCUUGUAGCUCAGCUCUUCCUUACGAUGCUUUGUCACAUGAAAUUCGGACUGUUCUUCUUCUUUGCGGUGUUUGUCUUCAUAAUGACGAUAUUCAUCUACUUGAUGUUGCCUGAGACGAAGAAUGUACCAAUCGAAGAGAUGAACAGAGUGUGGAAGGCACACUGGUUCUGGGGAAGAUUUAUUCCUGAUGAAGCUGUUGGUGUUAGUGCUGCUGAGUUGCAACAAAAGGCGGUGUGAUGAUGGAACAAAGUUUUCUUUGGGCAAAAGACUUGUGAGAAAACUUGAAAAGAGAAAGGUGAUGAUUCAAAGGAUGAAAUGUCGAAUAAUGCUGCUCUGCUUUUGUUAAGCAGAGACUUAGCUUUCAGUUAGUUUAUUCUUUCGUUCUUAUUAAAUUUCUCUUUGUUGCAAUUGAAGUUUCGACCUAAAGCAAGUUAAGAAAAAAAAAUGAAAACUGAAAUCAGUUUGCCUUAUGUUUUUGUACUCUUA